Messenger RNA from Corvus hawaiiensis (hawaiian crow), 3377 nucleotides. It is a transcript of the gene KLHL8, whose product is annotated as kelch like family member 8. The record is from RefSeq and is a predicted model, not a curated record. The transcript is spliced from 10 exons. Gene Ontology annotation, molecular function: protein binding. The coding region runs from base 165 to 2015 and encodes 616 amino acids. Lineage: Eukaryota; Metazoa; Chordata; Aves; Passeriformes; Corvidae.
CGCGCCCCCUGGCGGGCGGCGGGCGUUCCGCCGGACCCGCCGCGGCGGCAGCGGCAGCGCAGGAAGAUGAACAGAACUGAAUUUUAGUACCUAGCUCCUGAUGGGCUGGAUUUUGUCUUGGCAGGAGUUUUUGAAGAUUGAUGCAGUGAGAGAAGAAACAGCCAAUGGCUUCAGAAUCCAUGGUCCCUGAGCAGGCAAAACAACAUCUGAUGAAAGGAAAAAGGCGGCAGCAGCAGCAAGCUCGGUCUUCCAACAGUGAUGGAGAUGACGAUGUCUUCGUGUUUGAGGCAAAUGAGGCUUGGAGGGAUUUUCACAGCUCUCUUCUUCACUUCUUUGAAGCUGGAGAGCUCUGUGAUGUUACACUAAAGGUUGGUUCAAAGCUAAUCUCCUGCCACAAACUGGUGCUAGCUUGUGUUAUUCCAUACUUCCGAGCCAUGUUUCUUUCGGAAAUGGCUGAAGCCAAGCAGAAGCUGAUCGAGAUCAGGGACUUUGACGGCGAUGCCAUCGAGGACCUGGUGAAGUUCGCGUACUCCUCGCGGCUCACACUGACAGUGGAUAACGUCCAGCCGCUCCUGUAUGCUGCCUGCAUCCUGCAGGUGGAACUGGUGGCAAAGGCCUGCUGUGAAUACAUGAAGCUGCACUUCCACCCCUCCAACUGCCUGGCAGUCAGGGCGUUCGCCGAGAGCCACAACCGCAUCGACCUGAUGGACAUGGCUGAUCAGUUUGCUUGUGAACAUUUUACAGAAGUGAUGGAGUGCGAGGACUUUGUCAGUGUGUCACCACAGCACCUCCAUAAACUCCUGUCCUCCAGUGACCUGAAUAUUGAAAACGAAAAGCAAGUUUACAAUGCUGCUAUCAAGUGGCUGCUGGCCAAUCCACAGCAUCAUGCUACGUGGCUGGAUGAGAUCCUUGCACAGGUACGGCUGCCUCUCUUGCCCGUUUGUUUCCUUAUGGGUGUUGUGGCAAAGGAAGAGAUUGUCAAGCAGAAUCUAAAAUGUAGGGAUUUGCUGGAUGAAGCAAGAAACUACCACCUUCACCUGAGCAGCAGGGCAGUGCCUGACUUUGAGUACUCCAUUCGCACAACACCAAGGAAGCAGACUGCUGGUGUGCUGUUCUGUGUCGGUGGCAGAGGUGGAUCGGGUGACCCCUUCCGCAGCAUCGAGUGUUACUCUAUCAGUAAGAACAACUGGUUCUUUGGCCCUGAAAUGAACAGCAGGAGGAGGCACGUGGGUGUGAUCUCCGUGGGAGGUAAAGUCUACGCAGUAGGUGGACAUGAUGGAAAUGAACACUUAGGAAGCAUGGAAGUCUUUGAUCCUCUCACAAACAAGUGGAUGAUGAAGGCAUCAAUGAACACAAAGAGGAGAGGCAUUGCCCUGGCGUCCCUGGGUGGCCCCAUUUACGCCAUCGGGGGGCUGGAUGACAAUACGUGCUUCAGCGACGUGGAGCGCUACGACAUCGACUCGGAUCGCUGGAGCACGGUGGCCUCCAUGAACACUCCCCGGGGCGGCGUUGGCUCCGUAGCCCUGGUGAACCAUGUUUAUGCUGUGGGUGGCAAUGAUGGUGUAGCAUCUCUUUCCAGUGUGGAGAAAUACGAUCCCCACUUGGAUAAGUGGAUAGAAGUGAAAGAGAUGGGUCAGCGAAGGGCUGGGAACGGUGUCAGCGAGCUCCAUGGCUGCUUGUAUGUUGUGGGUGGCUUUGAUGACAACUCGCCCCUGAGUUCGGUGGAGCGGUUCGACCCACGCUGUAACAAAUGGGAAUAUGUGGCAGAGCUUACAACUCCGAGGGGUGGUGUUGGCAUAGCGACACUGAUGGGGAAAAUUUUUGCAGUCGGAGGUCAUAAUGGCAAUGUGUACCUGAACACAGUGGAAGCAUUUGAUCCCAUAGUGAACCGGUGGGAACUCGUGGGCUCAGUGUCGCACUGCAGGGCAGGGGCAGGCGUGGCUGUGUGCUCCUGUCUCAGCAGCCAGAUCCGGGACAUGGGCCAAGGGUCUAGCAACGUUGUGGACUGCAUGUGAGCUCUGCUGCCUCCUCCAAAUUCCAAAGGAAUGCUACUAGGGAGGCACUGUGCAGCUUUUAAACACUGUGUUUUGUAUGGUAGGUUAAGGAAUAAAUCAAAUACAUUUUCUUUGUGAAAAUGGUAUCUUCUGCAACUGUAAAGCUUUUGGUGGCUUUCUGUCAGUAGUGAUACACAAAAGCCUGUGAAAACAUGGAAUAAAAGCAUGACUCACAGGAACAAACCUGCCAAGAACUGCAAUCAUCCCAUUUCUGAGAAGCUAUAAUUUCAGAAUCAUUUGAGGCAGCUAUUGCAGGGACUCAGUAUUGAACUGUAAAUCAAUCAGGCAUGUGGUGAGGAGCGCCGCAGCAGCUCCUGCUGCUGAGCUUCCCCCAACAGCCCUGCUGCAUGUUCUCUGGAGAGCUCGAGUGCCAUUUCAUAUAACUUGUUUUCUGGAAUGGAGUCUUAAACGUUUCCCAGUUGUACAAGGCCUUUGGAACAGAAGGUGUCUCAAGUUUUAGAAGGUAACGACAUCCCUGAUGCACACGGAGAUAGCUGAGGCAGAGAAGUUCACUGCUCACCUCUCAAGGGAAUGCUGACAGCAGUGGAAAUUGCAGGGAUUCAGUUUGAAAACUGUCUUAAAAAAUACUUUCUCGAGCUAAUAAACUUGUUAGAAAGCUGGAAAGAUUCUUGAUCUGAGUUUAGCCACUGGAAUACUGAGAUUCUCUAGGCUUCAGUAAAAUCUGUAGUUACUACCCUCUUCUCCAAAGGAGUGUUUCUGUUGAGAGGUCCUUCCUGAAUUUGUCCUACUUUGAGAUGGUACUGUGUGAAAAUGUAGGCUUCAGUGGUGUUUGAGUCACCAUUUUUAUACAAAAUGGAAAUGCAUAAUAAAAUUUGUGGUAUUCUGUAAAACUUUUAAGUGCAACUCUAGAAGACAUGACUGAUUUCAGUAUCCAGUAGCAGCUCUGGUAACAUUCUCAAGGUUGGCUCUUUUAAGGGAGCAGAUAAAAGGGAGCAAAACCUUAAAUGAACCAAAUAGAGUCAGCAGAAAGAUAAUUGGUAAUAAACCAGUACUUCCAUCAAAAAUUGAGACAGCAAUGUGACAGCCCUGCAUCACCUUGAACAGACCAAGUGACAAUCCUUUGUGACCAAAGUUUCACAGUUACCAAGUUGUUCCAAAUGCCCAGGGAGAGCAGCAAAUUUCUCUGCAUUCAGGACCAGGAGAGGCAGGACAGCAGGAGCGAGGCACAGUUGUAUUUUUCUGCCAAGUUACCAUCAUUUAGCUUCCCUGCCCGAAAUGGCUUUGCACUUUGGUAGCACCCAGGGACAAAAUGAACGGUACUGUAAAUAAUGAAACACUGCAAUAAAACAUUUGUACUUCAAA